AUGCAAGAAAGACACUUGAUGAAACAGGGCGCUGAAGCUCGCGUCUUUUUGUUGGCAAACUUCCUCACGGCACCCAAUGGCUGCAUUGCCAAGGAGCGAUUCCCAAAGACAUACCGACACCCCGAUCUCGAUCAGCAGCUGACAGCAAAACGCGUUGUUCAAGAAGCACGAUGCCUUUACAAAUGCAAAAAGAGUGGCAUGGAUACACCAGCGAUAUACUUUGUCGACCUGCAGGCCUCUACAAUCUAUAUGGAACGGGUGCUUGGUAUCACUGUAAAGCAACGCUUGCUUGUCAGCCAGGCAUCUGACUAUGCUGACGUUGAUCAAGACCAAUUAGCACAAAAAAUCGGCGUAUCCUUGGGGAAAAUGCAUGCUCAAGAUGUCAUCCAUGGUGAUCUCACAACCUCUAAUCUAAUGAUUCGUGAAGCAACUGAAUCCUUGGUAUUGAUUGAUUUUGGUUUGAGCUAUGUAUCGGUGAUGCCUGAGGAUAAAGCAGUGGAUCUAUAUGUCCUUGAACGCGCCUUUUCGAGUACACAUCCAAACACAGAAGCGCUGUUUGCCAAGAUCUUGGAAUAUUAUUCAAAAGAAUACAAAAAGUCGAAGACUGUCCUAAGCAAAUUAGAUGAAGUGCGGUUACGAGGUCGAAAGCGUAGUAUGAUUGGAUGA
Molecule: messenger RNA, 666 nt
Organism: Lichtheimia ornata
Lineage: Eukaryota; Fungi; Mucoromycota; Mucoromycetes; Mucorales; Lichtheimiaceae
Product: Kae1-associated kinase Bud32
Exons: 6
Coding region: 1-666 (221 amino acids)
Biological process (GO): protein phosphorylation
Cellular component (GO): cytosol; nucleus; EKC/KEOPS complex
Molecular function (GO): protein serine/threonine kinase activity; ATP binding
Source: RefSeq, a predicted model, not a curated record